Molecule: messenger RNA, 2199 nt
Organism: Seminavis robusta
Lineage: Eukaryota; Bacillariophyta; Bacillariophyceae; Naviculales; Naviculaceae
Source: the annotation of a GenBank genome assembly
AUGCAAGAUAGCACACAUGUAUCCGACAACAGAUGCGAGCAAGAUAAUCCCAAUGGCGAUAAGAGAAACGACCACGGAAGUUCGUUUGGGACCCACAACUCCAACGAUAGCUCAUUAAUAGAAGAUGAAUUGGGAACUUCUUCCGACCAUCAACUGCUAGACGUGUUGGUGGCAAAAGGUCAAAUACCUGUCAUUGUUGAAAGAGAUGGUACUACAUGUACUAGUAAUUCUGGAAGCCACAAACAGACCAAUGCAAAAACGUUACAGGGACAAAAAGGGCCUUUAUCGAAUGAAACGGCUCCGGCCGCACUGUCCCAAGAAAUUAACGAGCAUAUUAAUAGUACGGGUAGCCGUGGAGAUAUCCCUGAGGACAUGCCGGCCACUACGCUGCAUAGAAACAGACUUGUGCAGUCUGUUCCUGGUGCCUUUGCUGCUAUGCCAGGUCAAACCAGCGGCCAAAAUCAACCGCUUCCUCGUGCGCAAUUCUCAAAUCUGGGGAUCCAAACAGAAUCAGCGGCAAACACAUCCAACCAUACCAAUCACGUGGGGCUAUCAGAGGCCAUACCUGUCAGUGACGACAGCGACAACGACCUACAAGGUGCUAGGCCUGUUGAUACAGCAGCUCAGGACUUGAGAAGAAAGCAGGGCAAGAAGAAAAUGCUUGGCUAUUUCAUCCUUUCCCUAUUCCUUCUUUCUAUCAUCCUAGCUGCUGUGAUCCCCGCUUUUGUGGCAGCAAAGAACGACAAGGUAACUCAAGUCCCCCCUGCACAUUUUGCUGUGCCCACCUCAUCUCCUUCUAAGGCUCCAACGGAUGCCCCUACAACAGCACCAACAGCCAUUAUAGAAGGUCUGCUUCCGACCACUACCAUUCUUGCUAUUGAACAACCAUUGUCACCACAAAACAAAGCUUUCAUCUGGUUACAGGAAUACCCAAGUCUUUUUAAUAUAUCUGAUUGGCGAAGACUGCAGCUGUUUGCUUUGGCAACCUUCUACUACAGCUUUCACGGUGAAGAAUGGCCCCAUAUUCUACAAGAUGACUGGCUCGUCUAUCACAAAUUGGAAUGUGACUGGUAUUCUGACAUCUUUGCGAGUCUCACAUUUAUUAUGUAUGCAACAGGGGAUCGGCAACUCAUCAUGAGACGCCGAGAUACAAACGAAAGCUCGUGCAACGAGAGGGGAGCAUUCACAAGAUUGAGUCUGUCUAUCCCGUCCUUUUCCAUGGUGGGAUCCAAGCAUGCUCCAAUGCCACCGGAGGUUGCAUUAUUGACCGAUUUGGAGGAAAUCAGCAUGGGAUCAAUGGGUAUCAAUGGUCCACUUGAAUCUGGUAUAAUACCAGCGCUGCGACAGCUCACCAACCUCAAAACCUUGUCAUUUAACAGUUGCAAUUUCACUGGUCCUCUGUCAACUACAUUUCUUCAGAACCUACCAAUUCGUACACUUGAAGAGCUAGCCAUCACCGCAUCAGACGAUCUUUAUGGGACCAUUCCUAGUGAACUGGCAAGUUUGACAAGUCUAAGGAAAUUGAAAAUUGCUUCUUUGCCAAGACUUUCAGGAACAAUUCCAACCGAGCUGGGAAGUCUUUCCGAACUCAAACAGCUUUCCCUUGGAAACAAUGAUGAACUCAAUGGAACUCUGCCAACUCACCUUUAUGAGCUCACUCAUCUUGAAGACUUGCAUGUGUCGAGGACAAGGUUGAGUGGGACAAUUUCCUCACUGGUGGCUCAACUAACCAGCCUCACAAGUCUGUCUGCCAGUGACACUCAACUCUCUGGAUCCAUUCCUACAGAAUUGGGCCAUCUGUCCAAGCUACGCUCACUUGACUUAUGGUACAGUGGCUUGACCGGGAACCUACCAGCACUGAAUCAGCUGUCUCAAUUGACCAGGCUGAUGCUUGAGAACAAUAAUUUGACGGGGACAAUCACACCAACCUUCAUCAGCCCAAAAUGGCCCAGCAGCCUUACAUCCUUGCGGCUUCACGACAAUCGUCUUUCUGGUAGCCUCCCCACCAAUAUCUGGUCACUUUCCAGUCUUCGAUCGCUCGAUCUGUCCAACAAUUAUGGGCUACAAGGAUCAAUCUCUAUCGCAGUUGACACGUUUUGUGGAUUUAUCUUGGCUGUAUCUGAGCCACAAUUCUUUCUCUGGCACCAUCCCUUUUGGCAGCUUUCAAAAUACAACUUUUUUGCGGAAUCUCGAGUUUGA